Linum tenue is the source of this 992-nucleotide messenger RNA. NCBI's taxonomy places the organism in Eukaryota, Viridiplantae, Streptophyta, Magnoliopsida, Malpighiales, Linaceae. The record is from the annotation of a GenBank genome assembly.
AAAAAAAAAACAGAAAACCCAAGUCGAGGAACUAGCCAGCAGAGGGAAUAGAUAGGUUGGGAGGUGGGGAAAAGGCAAGCGAAAAUCAAUGGAUGAAGACAGUAAUCUGAAUAUGGGAACCGCCGGGAUCAUAAGUCUGAACAAAAAUCACGGCACGAAUUCCGGAGUUCCGGACCUCACCGGCGAGGUCCACCACCUGCCCUGCUGUAUCAAGUACGACGGCCCUUCCGACGUUUCCGACUACUUCAAUCCUAAAACCACUGGGUUAGAAGUUGAUGGACUAGCAGAGCAGCAAGCGUAUUUCAGGGGCAGAAAGCUACAUGGUGUAGCGAUUCCCAUUCCAUCUGGCUAUUCUGGAUUUGUCUUGGGGAAGAAAAGUAUUGGCAAGAGGAAAGUUUCUGAUGUCAACUCUAACUGUUGGGAACCGAGUGCAAAGUUUGAGAAUAUAACUUACUGGAAUCACGACACUCUACCUUCACAAGACGAUACGUUCAUUCGGUCUCUCCAUUGGUUAUCUGUUGCAGAAGCUAAGUCAGUACACAGCAAAGUGAAGAAUCAAGGUGAAGGCAAGGCUGCUAAAUCAUCAUGGUUUAAACCUAGAGCAUUCAGCAUCAUAUGGGGAAAGGAUGGUCGCUACUGGCAUGUUCCCACGGAUGGAAGGCCGGCUGAGCUGUUACAGGCGAGUUGGCUUGAAGUAAGCACCAUCACCUCAUUGAAAGACAGCAUAGAGGCUGGGAAGAAGUAUGCAAUUUCCUUCAGGCUGCAGAUGAAGCAAGGGGCAUUCGGUUGGAAUGGUUGCUCUGUUUACUUGAUGGGUAAGAUAGGGCAGGCAGGGAAGUACACAGCUAAAAAGAUAAAGCUGUCAGAUCAAGCAGAGAUCGAUAAAGAGUUCGAGACAGAGAAGCUGGAGGUCACCGUCGCAACUGAUGCUACUGAUAUGAAGCUUUAUUUUGGGUUGUAUGAAGUCUGGACUGGCAGAUAGAAGGGUGGCC